AUGAAAUUAAGUUAACUUAGGUUAUUAUAGAAAACUCCCGACAGCUUGAGAAAACUUUUCACGUCCCUUGCUCCGCACUAUUGCUCCUUCCGGAUGAGGGAUUGCACUCGCUACCUAUAGGUAAAGAUGCUAGGUCACCGUGGUACACGUCGACAGGGUUACCUUUUCCAAAAAUUCAAAAAGAGAAUCUCUGGUCAUUUAUUGACCGAGAUGAAACUUGUAGCCCAGAGUGCAACUCCCGAUAUCGUGCCAGGAAAUGCCCGAUUGGCCAAGCGGACGCCCUCUAGCUUUCUUGAGCUGUCCCUUUCUAACUUCCAAGUUCCAUCCCCAUCGGGGCAAAAUCUUGCCCUAGAUGUGGGCUAGCCUGACAUUCAGCUCCAUCAGACCAAGUAAAACCCGGCCGGACACACACCGAACGUUGCUCUCCCUUCUACAAAAUCCCCCGACUGCAGGUGUUAAGAGGGCAAGCUGGCUCUCCACUCCAUUUUAUACGUAAUAUAAAAAUGACAACACUAAGGCAAUUUUCUCUAUGCGAUAUAUUUAGCUUUAACAAAGUCAACCUUGAUAUCCUUACAGAGACAUAUAACGUCGGCUUUUAUGGCCGCUAUCUUGCUAAAUGGCCAGAAUACUGCAAAGUCGCAGAAGGUCCAACUGGAGAUAUCCAAGGCUACGUCCUCGGUAAAGUUGAAGGCGCGAAGAACUGUGAUAUCAAACGAGACUGGCACGGCCACGUCACAGCUGUAACAGUAGCUCCCACAAACCGACGACAAGGCUUAGCAUCUGCCUUGAUGAAAUUUCUUGAAGACACCACAAUAGCCCAUGACGGCUAUUUCGUCGAUUUAUUUGUAAGGGCUAGCAAUGAGGUAGCUAUAGGUUUUUACCAAAAGUUAGGCUACAUCGUAUAUCGAGAAGUCCGAGACUACUAUUCUCAGCCAGAAGAAGACGCUUACGAUAUGAGGAAAGCAAUGCCCCGAGACAAAGAAAAAAGCACACUGGUAGCGAAAAAGCGAAGCAUUAGUCCUUCAGAGCUGGAAUUUCAUUAA
This is a messenger RNA of Blepharisma stoltei, 1043 nucleotides long. The record is from the annotation of a GenBank genome assembly. NCBI's taxonomy places the organism in Eukaryota, Ciliophora, Heterotrichea, Heterotrichida, Blepharismidae.